Molecule: messenger RNA, 2033 nt
Organism: Vitrella brassicaformis
Lineage: Eukaryota; Vitrellaceae
Source: the annotation of a GenBank genome assembly
AUGGCGACCAGCAGCAGCAUCCUGAUUAGCAGCGGCAGCAGCAGCAUCGUGUUUGAGGGAGGGGAAGCCGCCAUCGUCGGCAAAGGGGUGACGGGCGUCGUCAAGAGGGGGCGCCUACAGCAGGGAGGGCAUGAGGAGAUGGCCGUCAAGAUGGCGUUUGUGGGCGACCCGUCAGACCCGGCCUGGGUCAAGAAGGAGGCGGGGAUGAAGGUCGAGGAGGACAGCAUGCGGCAAGCGGCCGGCCGCCCUCCCUUCAUCGACCUCCUCGCUUCCAACACCGACUCGGAGAGCCCAGCCAUUGUCACCGACACCGACGGCACCACCCGGCCCGCCCUGUGCAUAGCGAGUCCACUGCUUAGCGGUGAGUGGGUGGGUGGGCUGCACUGCACGGCACACAGACAGUGUCGGUCCUUCUGACUAUGACCAUACCUCUGCUCUCGUGUGUGUAUUGUGUGUGCAGGGGACAAGUGGGUAGAGUUGAGUGAGUUUUUUGGCUGGGAGGAGGCCAGCCCUGGGAGCGAGGGCAAGACCAAGCACAACCUGGUCGAGGCCUGCGAUGCAUUUGACAAGGAGGGCAACACCCCGAGGGCGAGAGAGGAGCUGUGGCGUGAGACCAUCAUCAUCACACGCGCCCUUCUCCUCGUCCUGGAGGCCCACGAGGCGGCAUACUCCCUGGGCAUGCUCCACCUUGACGGGUUCUACAACAACAUCAUGCUCCCCCGAGCCGCCCUAGAGUCCCCAACACCCUCAGCAUCAGCAGCAUCGGCAGCGGCGGCAGCAGAUGACGGCGACAAGCAGCGCGCCAAGGCCAUCGACUUGGUCAAUGUCAUCGUCGCCAAGGCCAGGAGCGAGCACCCCACCCCACCCCCGGAGCAUUCCUGCCCAUUCGCCGCCCUCGUGCCCACCGAUCCUCAGCAGCAGCGGCAGCAGAGGCAGCUGCCGGCCGGCACCACAACCUUCACCCCGCCGGAGGUGCAGGCUCUCCUCUCGGGGCCGCCGUCAGUGGAGGGAGCUGUGUGGCUGGGCGAGCCGAGCCUCGCCUGGUCGUUCUGCAUGCUCAUCUACGCCGCGGCGCUCGGCCGGCCCAUGGGCGACGUGCUGCUGUUUCUCAUGGAUCAGAGGCUCUGGAGGACGGACGAGAAACUGAGCAUCGCGGCGGCCCGGGAAGUGGCGGAGGAGGAGAUGCUCAGUGAGUGGGAGCGCUUCACGCAGAGUGGCAAGCUGGUCAACACCAGCCUCCCCACAUUCGCCCCGCAGAUCGACGGCCUCCACCCGAACCGCUACGGUUAUGACACUGAUGAGCGGCUCUUCAACCUGGGAGAGGAGCAGGGGGUGGAGUGGCUGGCUGAGUGGAGGAAGAUGCUCACUGCCAUCGCAUACAUGAGGCGGGAGGACGAGCCCGGCCAGACGGGGGAGGAGCGGGGCGGCCUGGUGGCGGACCAGUCAAGGAGGAGCACUCUCAAGGAGAUCCGGGAGCCGCUGGAGGCCGUACUGGCAUUCCUGAAGUCUCCAGAGGUGCUCGACGCCGUCCAGACAGGCACCCCCUUCGAGCUGCCCGAGGGAGAGGAGGGAGAGGAGGGAGUCGACGAGAGGGCCACGAUGCCGCAAGGCCCUGUCGAAGGAGCCAUUGAAGAUGGUAAGUUGGCGGGCAUCUCAUUUCUAUAUCUCUCUCGGUAUAUGUGUGUCUGUUUCAGCAUCUGUGGUCGAUACUGUAGUUGAGAAGGAGGAGCCGCCCACGCCCAAAUCACCAACGGACACCAACGUGCAGAUGCAGCACGGCGCCGCACCCCACCCCCGGCAGCCAGCUGCAGUGCAUCACACACAGCAGCCAACCCCCCCAUACCCUCGAUUGCCACAUCAGACGGGGGCCAGGCUGUUGGGCCGAGUGGUGGUAUCCGAGCAGGAGCGGUCGCGGCCUGGGGGAGAGAGAAAGGAAUAGUGUCUGAGGGAGAAUGGGGGAAAUCAUGUGUUCGUUAAACGCUAUAUUUCGUCCAGACGAAUGUGUGUGCUGCAGGUGUGCUGUAGCUCGUGUG